AUGCGCGCGCUCGCGCCCGCGCGCGCGGCGCCGCCCGCGCGCCGCGAACGCGCGUCGUCGUCGUCGCGUCCGAUGCGAACGAAGACGACGACGUCGUCGUCGCGAGGUGCCGUCGCGUCCGCGUCCGCGUCCGCGUCCGCGUCCGCGGCGUCGACGCACGACGCGCUCGCGGCGUGGGUCACGCGCCACGGCGGCGACGUCGCCGCCGUCGUCGUCCGCGACGGCUACCGCGGCCGAGGCUUGUUCGCGGCGAGAGACGUCGCCGCGGGCGACGUCGUCAUGUCCGUCCCUCUCGCCGCGGCGCUCAACGACGGCGUCGCCGCGCCGCCGUACGACGGCGCGCCGUGGAGCGUCACGCUCGCGGCCGCGAUCCUCGCGGAGAGGAGGAUCGGCGACGCGUCGCGAUGGGCGCCGUACGUGCGCUCGCUGCCGACGGACGUCGUCGGGUUCGCGAACGACGAGGGACUCUUCGACGACGCAUCGUGCGGCGCCUCAUCAUCAUCAUCAUCGUCAUCAUCACAGCUGGCGGCGGAGGCUCGCGCGCUCGCGUCGCACGACGCCGCCGCCGCGGACGAGCUCGACCGCUACCGUUCGCUCUUGACGCGCUCGCACGCCGCGCUGACGUCUGCGGGUCGCGCGCCCGCGCCGCCGACGUUCGCGGAGUGGCGGUGGGCGAUGUCCAUGGUGCACUCGCGGACGUUUCGACUCGAAGAGCCCGCCGCGGGCGUCGCCGGUUUCGAGACGAGAAGGGUCAUGGUCCCGUACGUCGACCUGUUGAACCACGACUCGCGCGCGGACGUGUGGCAGUGCGAGUGGGACUGCGAGUGGGACCUCGGCGGCGGCGGCGGGACGUUCGUCGUCACCGCGACGCGCGAUGUGCGCGCGGGAGAGGAGGUGCUGGUGAGCUACGGGGAACGGUGCGACCGGCAUUUUUUUUUGUUUUUCGGGUUUCUGCCGGCGCCGAACCCGCACAACACGGUCGCGCUGUUCGCGAACGCGCGCGAGGCCGCGGCGUGGUACGAAGCCUUGUGCGACGACGGCGAGGAGGUCAGGGACGCGUGGGCGCGGCUGAGGGCGGACGCGGUGCGGACGGUGCGGAAGGAAGAGAAGUCGCGCGCGGCGGCGGCGGCGGCGGCGGCGGCGGCGAAGAGAAACGGCGACGACGCGUCCGACGACGCUGACGUGGAAGCUGACGCGUCGGACACGUCAGAAGAAGAAGAAGAAGAAGAAGAAGAAGAAGACGACGACGACGACGAUGAGACGCCUCGCGGCGCGUGGACCUCGAAGGACGCGGAGGCGGAGGAGGCCGCGGCGCUGUGCGUCGGCGAGGACGCGGUCGUGGACGAGCGCCUGACGCGACUGUUCGAGCUCCUCUCCGGCUGCGACGACGUCGCCGUCGCCGCCGUUCGCGUCCGCGCGCGGGAGAUGUUGACAGCCUUCGGGGGCGACGAGGAGGAAGAGGAGGAGGAAGAGAAGGAGGAGGAGGACAGCGCGGAGGUGUCCGAGGCCGUGGCGCUCGCGCGGGGGUACCGCGCGCGACGGAAAGCCCUUCUCUCGGACGUCGCGUGACGACGACGCGCGCGGCGUUCGUAGAUACAGUACUACGUGUAGUCUACAGGUUAACAGGGUCCCUAGCUAGAUUAUCUUACUCGUAUAGACAGAGG
Micromonas pusilla CCMP1545 is the source of this 1664-nucleotide messenger RNA. RefSeq lists its product as uncharacterized. Gene Ontology annotation, molecular function: protein-lysine N-methyltransferase activity; protein binding. The transcript has a single exon. Lineage: Eukaryota; Viridiplantae; Chlorophyta; Mamiellophyceae; Mamiellales; Mamiellaceae. The record is from RefSeq and is a predicted model, not a curated record. Gene Ontology annotation, biological process: peptidyl-lysine monomethylation. The coding region runs from base 1 to 1569 and encodes 522 amino acids.